CAAAAAAGCCUUGGUCGGAAUCAGAAGAGGAAGAGACGCGGUGCGCAGCGAGCACUCCCGGCGGCGACGGCCCCAUUGAGGACGGACUGGACCUGCUGGACAUGGGCGAGUGGGAGGCCGCCAUACCUCCCCCUCCAGUGCGCUCUCCAUCGGACGCCGCCUGGCUGCUGGAGGCUGGCUGCUGCUGGCUGGAGCGCUACAAGACAGCAGUCGAAGGUCGGUUCAACAAGCAGCUACUGCUGAACAUCGCAGAGCUGAUGCGACACGCGGCGAGGUUCCUGCCGUUCGGCCGCAUCAGGAAGCGGCUGCUGCGAGCUGCCGUCCGGAGGCUUCAGGCGGCGCGCUGCUUGUGCGACGGCAGCGGGGACGCGACCGAGCGGCGCGUGCUCUGCGGGCUGGCCCUGGCGCUGCUGGAGCUGCGGCUGUCGGCGGAGUGCGUGGGCGGCGUGGGGCAGCUGCGGGCGGCGGCCGAGGCGCUGUCCGGCCUGAGCGCGGCGCUGCACGAGCACGGCCGCAGCCAGCUGCUGCUGCAGCUGCACCUCGUCCGCGAGGUGCUGGACGCGCCCUUCGGCUCGUGA
This is a messenger RNA of Schistocerca serialis cubense, 578 nucleotides long. RefSeq lists its product as uncharacterized. Lineage: Eukaryota; Metazoa; Arthropoda; Insecta; Orthoptera; Acrididae. The record is from RefSeq and is a predicted model, not a curated record. The transcript has 4 exons. Bases 102 to 578 code for a protein of 158 amino acids.